AUGUUAGAGAGUGGGGGAGGUGAACGUGAUUCUGAGGUGAGUUUGGAGACCGUGAAUUCCACACUGCGAAGCUCCAUGAGCAGUGAGAGCAAUUGCAGCACCAGUUUCAGCCGUCUUUCCUUCGAUCUCCUCCCCGCCUCACCGGAGAAUCUCUCCCUCAAGCCUCAUCGCUCCUCCGACUUCGCCUACACGGCCUUCCACCGCAAGAACGCUCUCACCUUCCGCGACUUCCAGCUCCUCCGCCGCAUCGGCGCCGGCGACAUCGGAACCGUCUAUCUCUGCCGCCUCAGAAACGGCAACAACCAAUUCGAGAACAGGAACGGAGAAGAAGAAGAAGACCCGUGCUGCUUGUACGCCAUGAAGGUGGUGGACAAGGACGUAGUGGCAUUGAAGAAAAAAGCGGAAAGAGCCGAAACGGAGAGAAAGAUCCUGAAGAUGCUGGACCACCCUUUUCUCCCUACGCUCUACGCUGAGUUCGAGGCUUCACAUUUCUCUUGCAUUGUGAUGGAGUUUUGUUCCGGUGGGGACUUGCACUCCCUACGCCACAAGCACCCGCACAACCGUUUUCCUCUCUCUACCGCAAGAUUUUAUGCAGCUGAGGUGCUGGUGGCGUUGGAGUACCUUCACAUGCUGGGAAUCAUCUACAGGGAUUUAAAGCCUGAAAACGUGUUAGUCAGAUCGGACGGUCACAUCAUGCUUUCUGAUUUCGAUCUUUCUCUAUGCUCACAUGCAAUCCCAGCUGUUGAAUCCUCAGACUGCUUACAAGAUCCAUCCGCAUUAUCCUACACUCGCUCGCGUUCUUUUGCAACCCCAUUCUCGUGCUUCCCCAACCGCCUCUUCCGGUCUCGCAAGGUCCAAACCCUCCAACCGAACCGGCUCUUCGUGGCCGAACCGGUCUCCGCCCGGUCAUGUUCCUUUGUCGGGACCCACGAGUAUGUCUCGCCGGAGGUCGCCGCCGGCCAAUCCCAUGGCAACGCCGUUGACUGGUGGUCGUUUGGGAUAUUUAUCUACGAGCUUAUAUAUGGUCGUACGCCGUAUGCGAGCCCAUCGAAGGAGGCUACGCUGCGCAACAUCGUGAAGAAACCCCUGACGUUUCCCACGGCCACGCCUUCGAGCACUCUAGAACUCCACGCGCGGGACUUGAUAUCCGGCUUGCUGAACAAGGAUCCGGCGCGUCGGCUUGGCUCGCAGCGCGGCGCCGCUGACGUCAAGAAACACCCAUUCUUCAAAGGGCUCAACUUGGCGCUGAUUCGCAUGCUGACGCCGCCCGAAGUGCCGGGCUCGAGAAGGACAAAAACGUCGUCGUUGUACCAUGUGAAGGGUGGCUACAACAAUAAUAGUAGUAGAAGACAGCAAUCGACGGCGUCGUUUGAUUUUUACUUUUGA
This is a messenger RNA of Abrus precatorius (Indian licorice), 1386 nucleotides long. RefSeq names its product protein kinase PINOID-like. The transcript has 2 exons. Gene Ontology annotation, cellular component: nucleus; plasma membrane; cytoplasm. Gene Ontology annotation, molecular function: protein serine/threonine kinase activity; ATP binding. Gene Ontology annotation, biological process: protein phosphorylation. NCBI's taxonomy places the organism in Eukaryota, Viridiplantae, Streptophyta, Magnoliopsida, Fabales, Fabaceae. Bases 1 to 1386 code for a protein of 461 amino acids. The record is from RefSeq and is a predicted model, not a curated record.